Messenger RNA from Gordionus sp. m RMFG-2023, 1772 nucleotides. RefSeq names its product transmembrane protein 144-like. The record is from RefSeq and is a predicted model, not a curated record. Gene Ontology annotation, molecular function: carbohydrate transmembrane transporter activity. The transcript is spliced from 10 exons. The coding region runs from base 44 to 1486 and encodes 480 amino acids. Lineage: Eukaryota; Metazoa; Nematomorpha; Gordioida; Chordodea; Parachordodidae. Gene Ontology annotation, biological process: carbohydrate transmembrane transport. Gene Ontology annotation, cellular component: membrane.
CAACAUAAAUAUUCAUUCACUGAUUCAAAAUCAGAUGUGAUAAAUGAUAUAUAAUCAUUCUGAUCAGCCUCUUUAUGUUGGGUAUAUCGCAUGCUUUAUAGCAGUUAUAUUAUUCGGAAGCAAUUUAGCUGUUGUUAAAAAAUAUGAAACUGGCAAUGGAUUCUUUUUCAAUUGGGUUUAUUGUUCAGCUGUUUGGUGCAUAGGCUUAAUGGUAAAUUUAUGGCAAGGUACUCCACCGUUUUAUCCACUUGGAAUGGUUGGAGGAAUAUUUUGGGCUACAGGGGGUUUAUGUGUUAGUAUUAUCCUUAGAUACAUUGGCUUAGGACUAGGAGUGUGUAUAUGGGCUACAUUUAAUUUGAUCAUUGGAUGGGCAUGUGGAAGAUUUGGAUUAUUUGGCAUACAUCCAAAGAUACCCCAACACGAAGUGAUGAAUUAUAUAGCCUGCAUCUUAUCUAUCAUAAGCGCCGCUUUUUACCUCAGCAUACAAACCGAAGAUUGUGAUAAAUAUUCGUCAGAGGAUUAUUAUAGUACUUCCCAUCAAAAUUUGUUAGAUACUCCGAUUAUCGGCGGCACAUAUCGCCACAAAAACCAUUCCAUUCCUAAUGAUUUCUCUCAUCCAAACAAUAAAAAUUCGAUGGCUGCUGAAAAUAUCGCCGAUUUAGCAGUAAUUGAUGGUAAAAAUCGAGCAAAAAACGGUAAAAGUAACGAUGCCAAAGGACACAAAAUAACAAAUAUCAAUGAGAUAAAUGAGAGCGAUUAUAGUAACGGAGAGGAUAAAUCGCUAGAGAUAGCUUUAAUUAUGGAUAGCGCUUUUGAGGAAGACGAUUUGCUACAUGGCUUUGGUCGAAAUGGCAAACCUUAUCCAUAUAACAAUGAUUAUAUCGAAGACGUGGUUCCGAGGAUCAAUGCUAGGUCACAACCGAAAUUGAUAGGUGGAAGGGUAUCAGUCUACAGAGAACCUGAUAACAUUACAAAGGAGUGCAACAUUAUUGCGACCGAUAUCAAAUUCAAGAAACGGGUUAUUGGAAGUAUGUUGGCCAUAUUAGCUGGUUGUUUAUACGGUAUAAAUUUUGUGCCCGUUAUAUAUAUACAAGACAAUUACCCGCACGCUUCAAAAAGAGGUCUGCCUUACAUAUUCUCCCAUUUUUCCGGCAUAUAUUUUUGUGCCACGCUAUACUUUAUCGCUUAUGCCUGCUUCUCUAAAAUCGUUCAUCGCAAACAACCUUGGAUCAAUUCUGCCCUCAUAAUCCCUACUUUUGUAUCUGGGCUCCUGUGGGCAGUCGCGACUUGCGCCUGGUUUGUAGCCAACGAAAUACUCAGUCAAACCAUUUCGUUCCCUAUCAUAGCUAGCUUACCGCCGAUCAUAGCCGGGUUCUGGGCCCUGUUUGUGUUUAAGGAGAUCAAGGGUCGCAAGAAUAUCAUUUUACUCCUUAUCGCGUUUUCGCUUUCCCUCACUGGGGCUAUUCUCUCAGGUUUUUCCUUCUAAUCUAUAUUCUAGUUUGGUAACGAACCUUGUCACAAUCUACUGAAUUCCGAUCAUCUUAAAAUCCAAUUAUGUUUUAUAUAUAUUUUUAUUUUUUCAAAAAAACAAACAAAAGUCCAAUUAUUUUGAAAAAAAUGCAUCAAUUUUACACUAAUUUAUUUAUAGACCAAAUUCAAUUUCAAAUUAUUUUAUAUAUAUAUUAGACACCAAAUGAUAUUAAAAAAAAUUAUUCUAGUUAAUUGUAAAAAAUUUUUUAUUUGACUAGAUUUAAAUAUUCCCACCCAUCUUU